Messenger RNA from Heteronotia binoei (common prickly gecko), 2094 nucleotides. It is a transcript of the gene SLC43A3, whose product is annotated as solute carrier family 43 member 3. NCBI's taxonomy places the organism in Eukaryota, Metazoa, Chordata, Lepidosauria, Squamata, Gekkonidae. The record is from RefSeq and is a predicted model, not a curated record. The annotation marks the transcript as partial. The transcript is spliced from 13 exons. Gene Ontology annotation, molecular function: transmembrane transporter activity. Gene Ontology annotation, biological process: transmembrane transport.
CUGGUGCGCCUGCCUCCAGCAUCAUCAGGGUCAGAAAAGGAACCCCCUCCCAAUCAGCAGGAAAGCACCCUCCGUGCCAUGGAACAUCUCAGCUCAGGGAAGGCCAAACGUCUGGCCACACUGCUCUCUGGUCUGGUGGAAUGCAUGUUCUUUGCAGGAGUCAUUUUUGGAUGGGCAUCCUUGGUCUACGUCCUCAAGGAUUUGCACUACUUCAAGGACCUGUGUGUGCCAGUUGCCAAUCAGACAACAAAUUCCACACUGGAUGAAGACUGCCGUGCCCAGGAUGAACAGCUCUCCCUCACCUUCACUAUUGGCUCCUUCAUGAACAACUUUAUGACCUUCCCCACAGGCUACAUCUUUGACCGCUUUGGCACCACAGCAGCCCGUCUGAUUGCCAUAUCUUUCUACACUACAGGCACCCUCCUUAUCGCUUUUUCAUCAGAAGCCACUGCCCUGCUUUUAUUCCCUGCGCUGUGCUUGCUCUCUGUCGGUGGAAUCCUACUUAUUCUCACCAACAUGCAGGUUGGGAACCUAUUUGGAAAACAUCGCUCAACCAUUAUCACACUCUAUAAUGGAGCUUUUGAUUCUUCCUCUGCUGUUUUUCUCAUUAUCAAGCUGCUGUAUGAGCAAGGCCUAAAGCUGAAUACCAUGUUCCUCUUCAUCUCUGCCUGUAGUGUCUGGCAUUUGGUCCGUACUUUCUUCCUGAUGCCACGCUACCAUAUUCCUUACCCACUUCCUCCAGGAUAUACAUAUGGAAUGAGUUGUCAGAGGAGGUCCCGUUCAUAUCGCACUUAUGAGGAACAACGUCCUAAGAGCUCAGAUGAGGAUGAAGUGCAUGACUCAGAUACACUACAUGCUGAUUCAGUGCUUGGAGAGGAACAUCUCACCACCAAAGUGAUUGCAGGCAAAGGGAAUCCUGGGGUUGCAUCAAACAGCAAGAAGCCAGCCGUUAUGUCUUUCUGGAGCUGCGUCUGCUCCAAGCUAUUUUUCUGGCAUCUGGUGUGGCUGUCAGUGAUGCAGCUACGACAUUAUCUUUUCAUCGGUACUCUCAACCCCAUGCUGGAGCAGUUGGCUGAUCAAGACCCCACACUUGUGAGCAGCUACACCAAUGCCUUUGCAUUCACUCAGCUCUGUGGAGUCCUUUGUGCCCCCUGGAAUGGACUUAUCCUUGAUCGUCACAAGCGUGGAAAGAAGAAGGAGGGGAGUUUUCACGAGGUGGUGGACUCUCUCGCAGACCUGCGUUCCAGUGUGCUCUCGCUGGCCAUCACAGUGCUGCAGUGCAUGGCCUUCUCCAUUUGUGCCUCCAUUCCAGUGCUGCCUGUGCAAUAUGCCACCUUUAUUCUGCAGGUUCUGAGCCGCUCCUUUCUCUAUGGAGGCAAUGCUGCCUUUUUAGCUGUUGCCUUUCCUCUGGAACACUUUGGGAAGCUCUAUGGGCUUGUGAUGGGACUAUCAGCUGUGGUAGCUCUUCUGCAGUACCCCUCCUUCACCCUCAUCAAAGGCCCUUUGAAAGGAGAUCCCUUUUAUGUGAAUAUUGGUUUCAUAGCAUUAAUGCUUCUGGCUUUUGUCAACCCUUUGGUGGUGUUUUUGGAGUGCAAGCGACGGCAGAAGCAACAGGCUACACAGCACAAUUCAGACUCUCCAGCCUUGACUGCAGGAAAGUCAGGUCUGGAAUCUUCCAUCUGACCUCUUCAGUAUAUGGACUUCAGGAAACUAUUUUAACAAAAGGGAACUGUGAGGACACCUGAAAGGGAAUAGAAGAACCAGGUGGAAAAGGAUGCCUCAUCUCUCCAAGCCUUGCUCUCCACAGCCCAGGCCACAACGGAAAGAAAUGUGCUUAAGCACACAUAACGUGCUGUUGGAUGACAGCCCUUGCGGGUCAAAACCAGAAUUUCUAUUGCUCCCUCUUUAUAUAGCAUUAUUUUUCUAGAAUUAAAUCCAUAUUAUAUUCCCCCAAUAUGGGCUUUGAGGUGUAUUUUCAUUACCUUAAUUUUGCUCUUUUAUAGAGCUGUAUUUUGUGAACUGAAGAGAAAUAGCAGGGCUAAAGCUAGUUCAGAUUUUCCUAUUACAAUUUUUAAUAAGUCAGAAAAAAGCAAC